Messenger RNA from Electrophorus electricus (electric eel), 3963 nucleotides. Lineage: Eukaryota; Metazoa; Chordata; Actinopteri; Gymnotiformes; Gymnotidae. The record is from RefSeq and is a predicted model, not a curated record.
UCGAGCUUCGUAAACAGUGCCGGCGAAAUUCGGCUCACUCGCAAAGUCAGUCAGAUACGCGCUCGGCAUGUCAGGUACUCCGCGAACAAGGUGCGUUCAAGUUUUCUCCGGGGUUCACCAGCAGUCGCUGACAGGGGGAGUCUCGGCGACCGGUUGGCGUGUUCAUUUUUGCGCGGAGCGUGGAGCAAACUGCUAAGUUUGCCUUCCGUGGAAAGGAGAACCCGGUUUCACGAACGCCAGACUCUGUCCAGGAGACGCAGCUACCCAGUAAUCCAAUGAAUAACCGGAAGGAAGACAUGGAGAUCACGUCGCACUACCGGCAGCUCCUACGCGAGCUGAACGAACAGCGGCAGCACGGCAUCCUGUGCGACGUGUGCGUCAUCGUGGAGGGCAAGAUCUUCAAGGCGCACAAGAACGUGCUGCUGGGCAGCAGCCGCUACUUCAAGACGCUGUACUGCCAGGUGAAGAAGGGCACAGAGCAGCAGGCCACCAUCACGCACCUGGACAUCGUCACCGCGCAGGGCUUCAAGAUCAUCCUGGACUUCAUGUACUCCGCCCACUUGGCACUCACCAGCAAGAACGUCAUCGAGGUGAUGUCUGCCGCCAGCUACCUGCAGAUGACUGACAUCGUACAGGCGUGCCACGGCUUCAUCAAGGCAGCGCUGGACAUCAGCAUCCGCUCGGAGCUAGCCGAAGAGCUGGCCGACAUGGAGAUGGGCAGCGUGGUGGGGUCAGCGAGAGGCGGCCCAGGCCCAGGGGGCGGGGCUGCCUCAGAGGCGCUGGCAUCCAUGAUUUCGGUGCGCAGCUCCUCGCCGUGGCUGGCCCGCCGCACCAGCCCGGCCAACUCGUCUGGCGACUCGGCCAUUGCCAGUUGCCACGAGGGCGGCAGCACCUACGGCAAAGAGGACCAAGAACCCAAAAGUCACGAGAGCCAGGAGGACGCAUGCUCCCAACCCCUCUGGCCAGCCGACUACCGCUCAGUUCAGGUCAAAGAGGAGCAGGUCUCCCCAUCCAACGUUCCAGACGGCUCGGGGGCCGGCCGGGGGGUGCAGGGAACAACGCCCGGGGAGCAGGGGAACGGAGGGGACGGCAGCUGGCAGCCGCCCGGCUCAGGGCGCCGGAAGAAUCGGAAAAACAAGGACACGGUCAGGCACAUCACUCAGCAGAGUGACGGCGGCAGCCGUGGAGGCUCCCCGCUGCCUGCUGUGCUUUCUACAGCCAGCUGGAGCUACAGCAGCCAGGACAUUCCAGGAGCAGACGAAGCCGAGCCCAGUUCUGACAGCCGCGGAGACUUCUUUGUGAAGCAGGAGGAGGCACUGGCUGAGGAGACGAGCUUUCUGGGCUCCUCAUUGGCCAGUGAAAGGGAGGAGGCCGUGGGCCGGGGCCAGGAGCGAGGGGGGUCUGUGGCCAACCUCCGGGCGGCGCUAAUGAGCAAGAACAGCCUGUUGUCUCUGGGAGCGGAGAUGCUGAGCGAGGACAACCCCCUGCUGUUUGACUACCUGCCCAAGGGAGGACACUCGCUCUCCUUAAACGACUUCACGGUUAUCAGGAAGAAGUUCAAGUGUCCGUACUGCAGUUUUUCUGCCAUGCACCAGUGCAUUUUGAAAAGACACAUGCGCUCACACACAGGCGAGAGGCCCUACCCCUGCGAGAUCUGCGGGAAGAAGUUCACCCGGCGCGAGCACAUGAAGAGGCACACACUGGUGCACAGCAAAGACAAGAAGUACGUUUGCAAGGUGUGCAGUCGCGUGUUCAUGUCGGCCGCCAGCGUGGGCAUCAAGCACGGAUCGCGGCGCCACGGCGUGUGUGCAGACUGCUCCGGCCGCGGCAUGGCCGCCCUGCUGGACCACAGCGCCGAGGAAGGCGCCUCCCCCGAAGAGGAACUCCUCUACCCCGGCGACCACCGCUUCCCCGGCGACCACCGCUUCCCGGACGACGGCGCCGACGGCGACGAGGAGAUGAUGGCGGAGGCGGAGCUGAUGGGCGAGGGCGAGGAAGAGGGCAGCAAGUGGCCGGCAGACUCAGGGAUGUCGCAGCGCGACGACGGGGCCACGGACGAUGGGAAGGAGGAGAGCGACUCGGCCCAGGAGGGUGAAGCCCCGCCGGGCAGCGAGAAAGACUUUGCCUGGAUCUCCUAGUCCCGCGCUGGGGCGGCCCGGUCCGUUGCGAAGCGCCUGUUUCUCUUCUGACGGGUGUGUGCCUGAGCAGAAUACCCGAGUCAGAUCUCUGUGUGGAUGGAGCCACACACGCGCACACACAGAUCGCAGAGAUGGAGGCAGGGCUGUCAGUGGAGAGUUCUUCUCUCCGUGACCCCACGUCUGUCUGAGCCGGUCUUUGCAUCGUCUCCUUCUUUCUUCCCUCGUAAGGACAAGGGUUUGAGCAUUGGUGUUUUAUAUUUUUUUUUUCUGACCAGAGAGAUUCAAAGUGUCUUAAAUGUUGCUGUUUAAUCGGUAGAAUGCGCUGACGGGUCAGAGAAAGGAAGCAUAUGACCAUGUGGUCUGGCCAUGCAGACACCAGCGGGUGCUGUCUUAUCUAUUGCAAAGCUGUAUAUGUCAAAGACUUUCAGCAGUUUUUAGCACAUUGUUUUCUGCAAAGGAAAAACUGCCACAGACUUGCACUUUAAACAAACAUUUACUAGAUUCCUAUCAACUCCUUGUUUCUGUGGUUUACAUUUUUAUUCCAAUUUACAUAGACAAAUAUGGUGACCGCACCUACCUUUAAAUAUGUGUGUCCUCAUGACUGUUAUAUAUGAAUAUUUGUGCAGAGUUUGCUGAUUAUUAUGUAUGCCUUUUAACAGUUUCUUCCUCAGCCACUUAGGUUUUCCUAAACAUUGUAGAUGUAAGAACAUGAACACUUAAUGAUUUUGUGUUUGUGAGAGACAUGGAAGAGAGAGAGAGAACACUAUGCAGAAAUUAAUCUUUCUAGUUCUCAACAAUGUUCUUCUGUAUUAAAAGGGGAGACACACGUCUUUUACAGAGAAAAUGAGAAAGUAAGAGAGAGCCAGGGAUACUGUAGGAUAGAGGUUAUGGUAUAUAUUCAGAUUUAUGGGAAUAUUACUUUUGCCCCUCUGUAAUAUUCCCGUAUAGCUUGCAUUCCACAUCUCAUUGUCAGGGGAAAGGCUUAAUUUAUAAAGGGAAUACCCAGUGAAAGGUGUGUGCGUGUGUUUGUGCGUGUGUGUGUGCGUGUGUGUGCGUGUGUGCGUGUGUGUGCGUGUGUGUGUGUGUGUGUGUGCGCGUGUGUGGGUGGGUGUGCGCGUAUGCAAGCGUGACCUGUUUGCAUGUAGAACCCAGAGGUAGUUGCUUUGUUGAAGGCAAGACAAUAUGAAACCAAGGACUCAUCAGAAGCUUUGACUGCUGUAAUCUUUCUAAGAUAUUUCUAAGAUCGCUCUUUCUCUCACUCUCUCAUUUAGUGUAUUUUGGAGUUCCUUAGAGUCCUUAGAUGUGUGUUGUACUGAAUUCACUCUCUGCCCCUGAAAUCUUGAAACCUAAUCUGACAGGGAAAAAUCAUGCCUUCCCCAAAACAUAUCUGAUAUUCUUUUUUUUUCUUUUUUUUUUUUGGCAUCUGGAGUCAGAGACAUAUAUGCAUCAAAUGUUUUAUUUAAUGGACCACACCAGAUGUUUGAUCUUCUGUAUAAACUUUCUCUUUUUCUUUUCUUUUAAAACUGCUUUUCUCCUACUCUUGUUGCUAUUUAGUUUGUUAAAAAUGGAAAAGUGUAAAAGGUUUGUGUUGGAAGUCCACCGAGUCUGGCGCAUGCUGUAAAGUGAAGUCCGUCAGUUUCUUUCGUUUGGUAGGUUAUUUAUUAAGUCUUUUGUGCAAGACUAGUCUAUUUAGAUAUACCCUCCCUUCUGCUUUAGUCUAUCUAUGGGGGCACAAACAGUGAAAAUAUUUGUGUGGGGGUGUGCGUGUGUGUGCGCGUGUGUGUGUGUGUGUGUGUGUGUGUGUGUGUGAGAGAGAGAGAGAGAG